GAAGGAUUAGAUCUGGUGGGAUGUCAGAGACAUCCCGAAGAAUCUGGAAGUUUCAUGGAAUAAUUCCGGGGGGUUGGAGUGUUGAACCCUGACAUGAAAAAAAAAUCCCAGGAGAUGGAGCAGAGCCCCAUCGUGGUGAUCCUGCUGUGCGCCCUGUGCAUCCCAGCAGCGCUUCCCUCGGGAUCGGAGCCCAUCCCGCUGGGGCUGAGGGCCAUGGUGUUGGUGAACUCCACGCCGUGCAGCGUCACCUGCGGGCUGGGCGUGAAGGAGGAGCAGCGCUGCGAGGUCACCCCGGCCGGGGAACACCGCAAUUGUUCCCCGGUGCGCUCCCGCUGCCUCAGCGAUUGGAUCUGCGGCCUCCAGCACCUCAGCGUUCCCGAGGGAAAACCCUUCCAGCUCACCUGCCUCUCCCCGGAGGCCGCCAGCCUGGAGGGACAAAAUUUUGGCUACACCUGGAGGUUCUCCCAGGGGCUCAUCACCACCAACGACCUCCUGUUCCAUCCCAUCCGCAAUCCCAGCCCUUCCCUGCGCUUCUCGCCCGCUCUGGAGUCGCAUUCCGGCACCUAUCGCUGCGACGUGCAGGUGCUGAGCUCCUUCCAGCUCGUCAAGAGGAUUUACUUCGGCCUCAGGGUGAUCCCCAGGGAUCUGGUGGAUCUCGACUUCCAGAAAUCCUUGACUUGGGAGCAGCAGCUGGCGGCCAACGGGGAGGAGCCGCCGGGAAACGGCACCGGCCCCGCGGAGCUGGAGCAGCGGCGGAAUUUUUGGGAGAUGCUGUGGUUUUAUGAGGUGGUGCUGGGACUCGGCAGCGGGGUGAUCCUGGGGAUCCUGUUCAGCGUCGGGCUCUGCUGCCUGGGCAGGAUUUGCAGGGAAAGAGCAGCAGGAGAAAUGAACGGAGAUUGA
Molecule: messenger RNA, 900 nt
Organism: Cinclus cinclus
Lineage: Eukaryota; Metazoa; Chordata; Aves; Passeriformes; Cinclidae
Gene: TMEM81
Product: transmembrane protein 81
Exons: 2
Coding region: 94-900 (268 amino acids)
Source: RefSeq, a predicted model, not a curated record